This is a messenger RNA of Megalobrama amblycephala (Wuchang bream), 979 nucleotides long. Its product is annotated as stonustoxin subunit beta-like. Lineage: Eukaryota; Metazoa; Chordata; Actinopteri; Cypriniformes; Xenocyprididae. The record is from RefSeq and is a predicted model, not a curated record. Bases 191 to 964 code for a protein of 257 amino acids. Gene Ontology annotation, molecular function: protein binding. The transcript is spliced from 3 exons.
UUGAAGACAUUAUAGGGAAACAAAGAAUUUAUUAACAAUUAUAAAAGUAAUUGAAUACUUUUACAGUGGUACACUCCCACAGACAUUUUUUUUUACUUUUGUGACUGAAUCUACAGAAAGUAACAGUUAUAAAUACAAAAUGCACAGGUCAGUGUGUGAUAGUAACUAAUCUGAUUGCCAAACUAAUGUAAUGUGGACUGUUGCUGUGUGUCUUUGUAGAUUAUCUAGCUGUAUGGUGACAGAGGAAGGCUGUGGUUAUCUGUCUUCAGCACUGAGUUCAAACCCAUCACAUCUCAAAGAGCUGGAUCUGAGCUACAAUCACCCAGGAGAUUCAGGAGUUCAGCUGCUCAACGGCAAGCUGAAGGAUCCAAACUACAGACUGGAUAAACUAAAUGUGGAUCAUGGAGGAGAGAUCAGGAUUACAGCAGGAGUACGCAAAUAUUAUCAUCAGUUCACUCUGGAUCUGAACACAGUGAAUGAAGACCUCCGUCUGUCUGAGAGCAACAGAAUGAUUACUCUUGGUGGCACAGAUCAGCCGUAUCCUGAUCAUCCAGACAGAUUUGAUGAGUGGCCUCAGGUGUUGUGUAGAGAGAGUGUGUGUGGACGCUGUUACUGGGAGAUUGAGUGGAGAGGUGGUGUGAAUAUCUCAGUGUCAUAUAAGAGCAUCAGCAGGAAGGGAUCGGGUAAUGAGUGUUUGUUUGGAUAUAAUGAUCAGUCCUGGAGUUUUAUCUGCUAUUUCUCCAGUUACUCAUUCAGACACAAUAAGCUACGGACUAAUCUCCCUGUAAAGUCCAUCUGCAGGAGAAUAGGAGUGUAUGUGGAUCACAGUGCAGGAACUCUGUCCUUCUACAGAGUCUCUGGAGACACAAUGAGCCUCAUCCACAAAGUCCAUACCACAUUCACUCAACCGCUCUAUCCUGGGUUUAGUGUUGAUAAUUCUAAUUCAUCAGUGAAACUGUGUUGAUGAAUCAGAACAGAU